Molecule: messenger RNA, 2145 nt
Organism: Ahaetulla prasina
Lineage: Eukaryota; Metazoa; Chordata; Lepidosauria; Squamata; Colubridae
Product: C-signal-like
Exons: 6
Coding region: 7-783 (258 amino acids)
Source: RefSeq, a predicted model, not a curated record
AGAGAGAUGGAACAACUGAAUCCCCACAGCGUUCUCGUGACCGGUUCCAAUCGGGGACUUGGCUUGGAGCUGGUCAGGCAGCUGGUAAAGAAAAGCAACCCCCCAAAAUGGAUCUUUGCCACUUGCCGGGAUCCGGCUGGAUCCGGUGCUCAGGAUCUGAAGAGUUUGGCUGCUGAACACCCACAAAUUGUCAUCAUCGCAUUGGACACAAAUGAUCCAUGCAGCGUUAAGGAUGCUGCAGCCAAAGUCACAGAACAUCUAAAGGAGGCUGGACUGAACCUGCUGGUUAACAAUGCAGGGAUUUUAAAACUGAGCACCAUAGAAACAGAAACGCCAGAAAACAUGUCGGAGGUUUACAAAACCAACGUCAUUGGGCCCAUGAUCGUCAGUCAGGCGUUCCUUCCCUUGCUAAGGAAAGCAUCCCAAAAAAGUCCCCAGAAAGGCAUGAGCUGCAGCAAAGCAGCCAUCCUCAACGUAACUAGCGAGUGUGGCUCCAUGACAACCCUCUUUGGCUGGAAGCUGAACGAGUUGAUCUCUUAUCGCUGCAGCAAGUCUGCUCUGAACAUGCUCACUCGAUGCCAGUCCAUGCACUUUGCCGAAGAUGAGAUUCUGUGCAUUACACUGCACCCUGGGUGGGUGCAGACUGACAUGGGAAAUGAAUUGGGAACACCCCCACUGACAAUGGAGGAAAGUUUGCGAGCUAUUCUGAAGACGCUCGGCCGUCUCUCUGAGAAAGAUCAUGGCACGUUUAUUAAUUGGGAAGGGAAUCUUAUUCCCUGGUGAGACAACCAGGAAUCUGCUCCACAGUAUUGCAGAAUAAUGUUCUCAUCAAAGGAAAUGCAGUUAAAAAAUAGAGAUUACAGAUUAACAGAGUUGGAAAGGACCUUAUAGGUCAUCUAGUCCAACCCCCCCAGCACCGCUCAAGCAGGAGACCCUAUACCAUUUCUGACAAAUGGCAGUCCAAUUUUUUCUUGAAAGUCUCAAGUGAUGAAGCUCCCCCAACUUCUGAAGGCAACUUCUGUUCCAUGGGUGGAUUGUUCUCGCUGUCGGAAAAUUCCUCCUCAUUUCUAGGUUGAAUCUCUCCUUGGUCAGUUUCUAUCCAUUAUUCCUUGUCUGGCCUUCGGGUGCUUUGGAAAACAGUUUGACCCCUCCUCUCUGUGGCAGACCCUCAAGUAUUGGAAGACAGCUAUCAUGUCUCCCCUGGUCCUUCUCUUCACUAGACUAGCCAUGCCCAGUUCCUGCAACCGUUCUUCAUAUGUUUUAGUCUCCAGUCCCCUAAUCAUCCUGGUUGCUCUCCUCUGCACUUUUUCUAGAGUCUCAACAUCUUUUUUAUACUGUGGUGACCAAAACUGGAUGCAGUACUCUAGGUGUGGUCUUACUAGGGCUUUAUAGUGGUAUUAGUACCUCUACUUGAUCUUGAUUGUAUCUCUCUGUUAAUGCAACUUAGGAUCAUGUUGGCUUUUUUGGCUGCAGUUCCACAGUGCUGGCUCAUAUUUAGCAGGUUGUCCACUAAGAUUCCAAGAUCCCUCUCACGGUCACUGCUAUUAAGCCCGGUUUCCCCCAGUUUAUAUGUAUACUUGUAUACGGAGGCUAUGGAGGGAACCCACUCUGUGAACUGUCCCGGGUUUGAAGUUUCUUCGGAAGGUUUGGAGUUCCUGCCCCUGAGUCUUAGAUGGCUCAUUUUAUAACUGGUUCAUAGCGUGGGAAAACUCUGCAUUAAAUUUGUCUAUGGAGAUUCUCACUCAUCCAGGUCAGGGUUGUCCCCAAGGUUUUUUUUCAAAAAGGCAGCUGGACCUUUCCAUAAAAGCACAAACAUGCCUACCGUUCCUGUCCUAUUGUUUUCCUUCAUUAUAUCCAAUUAAUAUAGUUAUUACAUACUUAUACUCAUAUAUAUGCUUAUAUAUUGUAUAAUUAUUUCAUGCUUAAGCUUAUAUAUACUGUGUGACAAAAAUAAAUAAAUAAAAUAAAUAAGUUUCUCUUCUCAUCCAAGCUUCAAGACUCCAAGAUCCCUCUCACAGUCACUGCUAUUAAGCCUGGUUCGAACCCAGUUUAUAUGUGUGCUUUUGGUUUUUCUUACCUAAGUGUAAGACUUUACUUUUCUCUACAUUGAAUUUCAUUUUGUUAGAUAGGUCCCAGUGUUCAGGU